Medicago truncatula (barrel medic) is the source of this 1429-nucleotide messenger RNA. Its product is annotated as ACT domain-containing protein ACR9. The record is from RefSeq and is a predicted model, not a curated record. NCBI's taxonomy places the organism in Eukaryota, Viridiplantae, Streptophyta, Magnoliopsida, Fabales, Fabaceae. The transcript is spliced from 6 exons. The coding region runs from base 81 to 1349 and encodes 422 amino acids.
UUCUGCAUUAACUAACUAUCACAUCAUAUUUUAUCCUGAAACAUUAUUUUAUUAAAAUCAUCAUUUUCCGUUUGAAUUCUAUGAUGAGGGUACGUGGUGGCGAUGACGACUCUGUACAAAUUCAGCUAGGAAACAAACCCGGUGACCCUUUCAUCAUCACUGUCAAUUGUCCCGACAAGACCGGUCUCGCUUGCGAUAUCUGCAGAUUUAUUCUUCACUUUGGUCUCUGCAUUCUCAAAGGAGAUGUUUCAACUGAUGGUGUGUGGUGCUACAUUGUAUUGUGGGUUAUUCCACAAUCUAUAUUGCUUCCUAGGAUGAGUUAUUCUUAUCUGAAAGACCGUCUUCAGGCAAUUUGUCCCCCCUGUGUAGCCUCGUUUUAUCUCGUCCAGAAACCCACCACAUCUUCUCCUGUUUAUCUACUGAAAUUCUGUUGCCUCGAUCGAAAGGGGUUAUUACACGAUGUAACAAAAGUCCUGUGUGAACUUGAACUUACAAUUCAAAGGGUGAAAGUGACUACAACUCCUGAUGGCAAAGUCUUGGACCUCUUUUUCGUAACAGACAACAUGGAACUUCUACACACAAGAAAGCGACAAAAUGAGACAUGUGAAAGAUUAAAUGCUGUUUUGGGAGACUCGUGUAUCAAAUGUGAACUUCAAUUGGCAGGACCAGAAUAUGAACAUAAUCAAGGUAUCUCUUCUCUGUCGCCUGUGCUAGCCAACGAACUAUUUCAAUGUGAGUUGUCAGAUAACGACGUUCGUUCACAAGCUCUUAGCCCAGAUAUGAAAAAGUUAAAGAAAGCCAAUGCAGCACUAGACAAUUCCCUAAGCCAAGCUCAUACACUACUUCAAAUACAAUGUGCUGAUCACAAGGGUCUUCUUUAUGACAUUAUGAGAACUUUGAAAGACAUGAAUUUUAAGAUUUCAUAUGGUCGAUUUUUACCAAAUGUCAUGGGAUAUCGCGAUUUAGACAUAUUUAUUCAGCAGAAAGAUGGGAAAAAGAUUUUGGAUCCUGAGAAGCAGAAUGCGCUAUGCUCUCGUUUGAAACUUGAAAUGCUACAUCCGUUGCGAGUUACGAUUGCAGACCGAGGACCAGAUACCGAACUAUUGGUUGCAAAUCCAGUUGAGCUUUCUGGAAACGGAAGACCUCGAGUUUUUUAUGAUGUUACAUUUGCUCUUAAAACACUUGGAAUCUGCAUUUUCUCGGCUGAAGUAGGAAGGUAUUUGGCAUCAGAGCAUGAAUGGGAGGUUUACAGGUUUCUUUUGGAUGAGAACUGUGAAUUUCAAUUAACAGGUGUGGCUGCUAGAAAUCAGAUUGUAAGUAGAGUUAGGAGAACAUUAAUGGGUUGGUAAAUGGUAUGUAUUCAACACAAUAUGCAGAAAACUGCAACUGCACUGUGCUUUGUUGAGCCAUUGAGUGUUUGGUUUGUAAA